Messenger RNA from Guyanagaster necrorhizus, 617 nucleotides. Its product is annotated as translationally controlled tumor-associated. The record is from RefSeq and is a predicted model, not a curated record. The coding region runs from base 43 to 549 and encodes 168 amino acids. Lineage: Eukaryota; Fungi; Basidiomycota; Agaricomycetes; Agaricales; Physalacriaceae. Gene Ontology annotation, cellular component: cytoplasm. The transcript is spliced from 7 exons. Gene Ontology annotation, molecular function: calcium ion binding.
CUGCCUUUCUGCUCCCUGUACAUCCCUGUGAAUUAAAACAUCAUGUUGUUGUACGAAGACGUUAUCAGUGGGGAUGAAAUGUUCUCCGAUGCGUUUCCCUUGAAACCCGUCGACGAUAUCGUCUUCGAGGUGGACUGCCAAACCAUCACUAUCAAGGCCGGUGCCGAUGUCGAUAUCGGUGCCAAUCCCUCUGCUGAGGAGCAAGACGAUGCUGUUGAGGAUGGAGCGACACAGGUCAACAAUGUUGUCCACUCCUUCCGUCUUCAGUCGACCGCUUUUGACAAGAAGUCUUACCUGUCAUACUUGAAGGGAUACAUGAAAAGUAUCAAGACCAAACUCGCUGAGACAAACCCCGACCGUGUCGAGGCGUUCGAGAAGGGAGCUCAGGCAUAUGCCAAAAAGAUCGUUGCCAACUUCAAGGACUUUGAAUUCUACACUGGCGAGACGAUGAACGCUGAUGGAAUGGUUGCUCUCCUCAACUACCGCGAAGACGGUGUUACCCCCUACUUCACGUUCUGGAAAGAUGGCCUGAAGGAGGUUAAACUGUAAAUGUUGAUGCCCACUUGAUAAAUUACAACAUGAUUGAAAUGGAGGCAUAUUGGGAGUAAUGUACGAUG